This is a messenger RNA of Lacerta agilis (Sand lizard), 1465 nucleotides long. Its product is annotated as TNF receptor-associated factor 2-like. NCBI's taxonomy places the organism in Eukaryota, Metazoa, Chordata, Lepidosauria, Squamata, Lacertidae. Gene Ontology annotation, biological process: signal transduction; positive regulation of JNK cascade; regulation of canonical NF-kappaB signal transduction. The coding region runs from base 69 to 1163 and encodes 364 amino acids. The transcript is spliced from 5 exons. Gene Ontology annotation, cellular component: plasma membrane signaling receptor complex. Gene Ontology annotation, molecular function: zinc ion binding; protein binding. The record is from RefSeq and is a predicted model, not a curated record.
CUGGUCGCUUUUCGUGUGGAUUUUAUUCUCUCUCGGGACAGAAGCUAGAGCGAAGCCACUUGGCAAGGAUGGGAAAGCUCCGGGGCUCCGUGAUGCCCGUGGAUCUGCUUGGCAACGCCGGAUUGCUCUGCCAGGCGUGCGGGUUCCUCCUCUGCAACCCACAGCAAGCCGAGUGUGGGCACCGUUACUGCAGGGGAUGCGUGAAGAGGCUGUUCAGGGACACAGACAGGAUGGCUUGCCGGACUUGUAAAAAGGGACUGAGCCCCAAACAGUUCCACACUGACAAAGCGGCAGAGAACGACGCUCUAGCCACACAAGUCGCCUGCCCGAACUUUGACUGCGCUUGGACGGGGACCCUGAAAUCGUACCAGGAGCACGCUUGCCCCCCUGUGGCCCAGCCUGGAACUCCAAAGAAGGCUCCCUUGGCCCUUGGAGAUCUAAACGUUGAGGAGAGAGAACCCUGCUGGAGUGUCAAUAACACAGUCAUGGGUGGCCCUUCCAUGAAUGUGGAAGCCGUCCAGAUGCGGGUGGAGGCGUUGGAGCUGACGGUGGUGUCUCUGCGCCGACAGCUGAAUAGCCAGACGGCUGCGGUGAAGUCCCUCCAGCGCUGCUGCUCCCACUAUGAGAAGCUCUUGAGGGUCUCUCAGGAAGUGUGCGCCAUGCCGAAAGCGUCUGGAGAACAAGUGUCGCCGGAGCUGGCCAGCACCGACGGGACCUUGGUGUGGAAGGUGGAGAACUUCUCCAAACUCCAGAAGGAUGCCAAAGCCGGGAAGAAGCGUUCUGUUUACUCCCCGGCCUUUGCCACUCAUCCGUUCGGGUACCAUCUCUGCGUCCGGCUCUACCCCGACGGAGAUGGCAUUGGCCAGGGGGGGCAUGUCUCGCUUUUCCUCGCCUUGGCCAAGGGGCCCUAUGACGAUGUCCUGCCUUGGCCUUUCCGGCAGAAGGUCACCUUCUCUCUCUUGGACCCCACGCAGAGGAAGUCCCCUGUCAUGGAUACUUUCCUCCCAGAUCCCCACAGCGUCUCCUUCCACCAGCCGCGGCAAAGGCUCAAUGUGGCCAGCGGGAGUCCCCUCUUCGUCAGCCAUCUUGAGAUUCCCGAUUACCUCAAAGACGACACGCUCUACCUCAAAGUAGUGGUGGAUAAUGCGGGGAUAGAAAUCUGAGGACGGGAGACACUGGGGCAAGAGAACAGGGUUAUUUUCUGUCCCCUCAGUCACACUUUUGUGGUUUUUCCCUUCUCCCAAACGCCUUCUAACUAUUUUUGAAGCUCUUCACCUCUUGUCAUCAAAUCCCUACCCCUUUCUCCACACCACCAAUUGUGUCCGCUACAGUUCCCAUUCUGAAAUGGGCAGUGAACUACCUCUCUAGGAAACCUAAAUCUUCACAUAACAGUGCUGUGGAUCGUGCAAUAUCCAUCCCUCAUCCAAACUCAGGUGGAAUUUUUUUAGUCUUUGUGAUUCCCCGC